Alternaria atra is the source of this 978-nucleotide messenger RNA. RefSeq lists its product as uncharacterized. Bases 1 to 978 code for a protein of 325 amino acids. NCBI's taxonomy places the organism in Eukaryota, Fungi, Ascomycota, Dothideomycetes, Pleosporales, Pleosporaceae. Gene Ontology annotation, biological process: proteolysis. Gene Ontology annotation, molecular function: aminopeptidase activity. Gene Ontology annotation, cellular component: cytoplasm. The transcript has 3 exons. The record is from RefSeq and is a predicted model, not a curated record.
AUGGCUCAAGCACCUCAGGUCACCGGCUAUGAGCAUGAAGAUGCUUGGGAUGUGAAUUGGCUGCGCGUCGACGACGUCCAUGAACUAUACUAUCAGCAGUUUGGCAAGAAGGAUGGAAAACCUGUCAUCUUCCUCCAUGGCGGACCCGGCGGAAAUUGCUCUAAAACCAACACCGUCUUCUUCAACCCCUCUGAAUACCGGGUGAUCCUGCUCGACCAGCGAGGCUGUGGUCAAUCGCGCCCUAAUGCCAACACCACAAACAACACAACCUGGCACCUUGUCGCCGACGUUGAAGCUCUGCGUAAGCAUCUCAACAUCCCCAAGUGGCACACUGUUUUCGGCGGCUCUUGGGGUUCCACUCUUGCUCUGGCCUAUGCACAAACGCAUCCCGAAAGUGUGGGUAGUCUAGUCCUACGCGGCAUAUUCGCUGUUCGCGAUAUCGAACUCAAGUGGACGAACCAUCCGGGCGGUGUCCAAAUGCUGUUUCCUGACUGCUGGGAUGACUUUAUCAACUUCCUACCAGAGGAAGAACGCUCCGAUCAUAUUGGCAAUUACCACAAACGUCUUAUGUCUUCGGACCCUUCGAUAAGCCAUCCUGCAGCCACGGCAUGGAACAGGUGGGAGCUUUCUAUCAGCACUCUGUACCCUGACCCUAGUGCAUUUAAGAAACUUAUAGACCCAGCUUUCCUGCUUGCGCAUGCAAGGCUCGAGAUUCAUUACUUUACUAAUAAAGCGUGGUUGGAAGACGGGCAAUUGUUGAAGAAGGAGAAUGUCGAUCGUAUCAGGAACAUUCCGACGACGAUUGUGCAGGGGAGAUACGAUGUUGUCUGCCCGCCGAUCACGGCGUGGGACCUGCAUAAGGAGUGGCCGGAGAGCAAGCUGCAUUUUGUAGAUGAUGCUGGGCAUGGCGCUAUGGAGCCCGGGACGAGAAAGAAGCUGACUGAAGUGUGCGAUGAAUAUGCGAAACUGAGUAUCUAG